AUGGGACGGGACCAGGGGACAGGGGAUGGGGCCAGCAGACGGGGAUGGGGCCAGGGGACGGGGUAUGGUGCCAGGGGACGGGGCCAGGGGACGGGACUGGGGAUGAGGCCAGGGGACGGGGGAUGGGGCCAGGGGACGGGACGGGGAUGGGGCCAGGGACGGGACGGGGAUGGGGCCAGGGAACGGGACGGGGGAUGGAGCCAGGGGACGGGAUGGGGGACGUGGCCAGGGGACGGUACGGGGAUGGGGCCAGGGGACGGGGUAUGGGGCCAGGGGACGGGACAGGGGAUGAGGCCAGGUGACGGGACGGGGGAUGGAGACAGGGGACGGGACGGGGAUGGGGCCAGGGUCGGGGGAUGGGGCCAGGGGACGGGACGGGGGAUGGAGACAGGGGACGGGACGGGGAUGGGGCCAGGGGACGGGACGGGGAUGGGGCCAGGGGACGGGCGGGGGAUGGGGCCAGGGGACGGGACGGGGGACGUGGCCAGGGGACGGGACGGGGGAUGGGGCCAGGGGACGGGACAGGGGAAGUGA
Oncorhynchus tshawytscha (Chinook salmon) is the source of this 534-nucleotide messenger RNA. RefSeq names its product putative per-hexamer repeat protein 5. The coding region runs from base 1 to 534 and encodes 177 amino acids. The record is from RefSeq and is a predicted model, not a curated record. NCBI's taxonomy places the organism in Eukaryota, Metazoa, Chordata, Actinopteri, Salmoniformes, Salmonidae. The transcript has a single exon.